This is a messenger RNA of Phytophthora nicotianae INRA-310, 3101 nucleotides long. RefSeq lists its product as hypothetical. Gene Ontology annotation, cellular component: calcineurin complex; cytoplasm. NCBI's taxonomy places the organism in Eukaryota, Oomycota, Peronosporomycetes, Peronosporales, Peronosporaceae. The record is from RefSeq and is a predicted model, not a curated record. Gene Ontology annotation, molecular function: calmodulin-dependent protein phosphatase activity; calmodulin binding. The transcript has 2 exons. Gene Ontology annotation, biological process: calcineurin-mediated signaling. The coding region runs from base 229 to 2949 and encodes 906 amino acids.
CUUUUCUGUAAUUUGCUGCGGGUAAAAUCACUUUUCCGCUUUGGUGCAUUCAUACAUUGGCAGCGCAAGAGAGAGAGAGAGAGAGAGCUCCGGGAGCGGAGGUGAUCUAGAACCAGUUCAGUUGCUCUCCGGCGCCGUAUUUAUAGUCCCCAAACUGGUAGUUACGCGACGUCGCAUUGGCUUCUUCCAGCUGGUCACUCGUCAGCCUAUUUCCCGUCUCGACUCGUCAUGGCCAGCAAACUCAACGCGUUCCUGGCCGCUGUGCCCGCGAACGCGAGCGUGCCCAGCCCGCCCAAGUCGGCGCCGGCCGUAAUGGCCUUCCCACAGCUGGAUCUCAAGGUUGAUCCCGAGAAUACCGGCUCCUUCGCGCCAACCACGCCACAGCCGCCCAUUGCGCGUCGUCGCCGCACGCCGUCACAGCGCAAAAAUAACCCCAGCCUCAAGCUGGAGCUGGACAGCCCAGUGGGCUCGAGCAGCUCGAACCAGGAGCAGGACAGACCCGAAGAUGAUCGGGAUGUGUCGCGGCCGUCGCCUCUUAAGAGCUUCAUGGCUGCACAGGCAGCGGCAGCCAAGCUCAAGUCGCAGACGGACAAGCACGAUAUCUCUACACCGGACCUGGCGCGUACAAGCAGCGGUUCGGAGCUGGACGCCAAGUCGGAGGCGGGGCCUAUGCGUAUGGCCAGCGCUCAAGGAUCGCAUCACCGUCGCGUGUCCACCGACACGACGCUGUUCAACAAAUACUUACGCCAACAGGCAGAUCUUGAUAUUAGCCACGACACUGUGCAGUAUUUCGCCAAUGUACAGGUCAUUACCGCCACAGCAGCUGCAGCUGACGCGCUCGAAAGUGAAAUGAGCGUGGAUAAUAACGCCGACGAGGAACACGCGAACUCCGUUGUACAGGAGCCGGAGGAAAUCCUUGCACUAUUUCGACUGGGCAGUACCAUCCCUGUAUCCAGUGCACUGGAAAUUGUACGACGAGCUACAAACCUCAUGACAUUGGAGCAGAACGUCAUCUCGAUUCGCGCGCCGUACACAUUAGUGGGGGAUCUCCACGGCCAAUUUCAGGAUUUAUUAGAGCUUUUCCGCGUACAUGGCUCUCCGGCUGUCGACAAUCCGUUCUUGUUCCUUGGAGACUAUGUGGACCGCGGGGUUUCUUCCUGCGAGAUUAUCUUAUUACUCUUGGCCUUUAAAGUGGCCUUCCCACAGAGUGUGCAUCUAUUGCGUGGAAACCACGAGUGUCGGAGCUUGAGUACAUUUUACGGAUUUCGCGCAGAAUGCCUCAAGAAAUACGGACCUGUGCUCUAUAACCGCAUGAUCAAGUGUUUCGAGAGUAUGCCGCUGGCCGCACGAAUUGAGACUGCGCACGGCACGUUCCUGGCUGUACAUGGCGGACUAUCACCGGAUAUUCAGUUUGUGGACGAUAUUAACGGACAGGUGAACCGCUUUAUGGAGCCAGAACCAAACGGAGCUCUGUGUGACUUAUUAUGGUCAGAUCCUGCCAAGGGAGAAGCACAGGAGCAGGAAUGGGCCCCCAAUGGUAUGCGGGGCUGCUCUUUCACGUUUAAUGAACGUGCCUGUCGCGAAUUCCUGAAGCGUAACAAUCUUCUGGCUAUUAUUCGAGCUCACGAGCUGGAAGAGGACGGUUAUAAAGAGCAUUUUCGUCACGAAGGGGAUCGCACGGAGGAAGACGAGGAGGGAAAACUCACUCUACCCGCGGUUGUGACGGUGUUUUCAGCUCCAGAGUAUUGCAAUACAAACCACAACGUCGGAGCGACGUUGAAAAUUCCGUGGGAAAAGCAAAACGGUCGUUUACUGCAGUAUCAACAGCACAAACGCAGUCAAUAUUCCGAGUUUGAGUUCACGCGAGCAAGCGAGGAUGAGGCGGUCAAGGCGUUUUUGGAGGAGAAUCUGCCGUUUUUGCCGAUUGACUUUUACGAUUUGGUGAACGUGUGUCGGCAGUUGCGGUUUACUCUUGAGCGAGCAGCGAGCACCACGUCGGCGCCUGCAACGGAACCUAUUCGCAAACUGUCUUUAGUGUCGUCGCUGUGUGCACCAGCAGCUAGUGUUGAAGCCAAGAUUGAGGAGGAAGAUCCAGAGCUUCCCGUGUCUCCACCCCCAUCUGCACCAGCUAAUGAAGUGGAGAAUAACACUACAGACGCCCAGGAGGCAGUGAGUGAGUCUUUGCAGGAUUGGGAACUUGUAGGGGAGAUGAAGAGUGCUGAGGAUGAUACGAAGAAGUCGAAGAAAGCCAAGAAGAAGGAGAAGAAGGAGAAAAAACUGAAGGAGAAGAUCGAGAAGAAACAGAAAAAACAGAAGGACAAGAAGAAGUGGGAUACGAGUCGAAUCGUGAGCGGCUGGAAGUUCUGCCCAGGAUUUGUACGCUUCUACGACCGCUACUUUGCACGAGACAGUAUGAAGAAGAGCGAGCCGGAGAUCACCUCAGCUCCUGGCCAUCUAGGCAAGCGGGCGUCGUGGAUCCCGUAUUAUAAAACACCGUUCAAGCGCUCAACUUCGACUGGCGAGGCCCCCACCGACACUGAAACUAACGAUACAGUCACUGAUUCUACCGGUCCUGUUCGACGGAAGAGUAUGACAGACUGGAUGCCGAUGCCGUCGUUCGAGCAGGUGGCUCAGCUUACAAACACUCUUCAAGGCCACAUUCCCGUUCAAUCGAACGGUAUUAACGUGUUCACCAAGGCCCAGUGGCAAGCUCUGAAGUUGUACUUCUCGAUUCUGGAUCUUGAUGGCAAUGGGGUGCUCAUGGAAGAGAGCUUUGUUGUUCUCCUCGCUGAGCAAGAUAGCGAUGCUUAUGCGACUGAAGACGAAUUGAGUCUCUUGAUGGAAGUCAUGGACUGCAACGCCGACAACAUGGUCACCGAACAAGAUUUCUUACUAUUCGCGUACCGGGCUUUGCUGCGGUGGAAAAAGUCUCUGCAUGGCUCCGACUAGAGUGUGCUAGAGCAUAAAUCGAACUCUCGUAGUGAAGUAUGACUACCCAAUGCCAGAAUAGAAUCGACAGUAUCGCGGCACCUGCCCAUAGUAUGAAGAAUGAAAUCUAUUAGUUGGAAAAAAAAAACUUUGUGUGGUACAUAUCUUGGGCA